UGUAUGUGAGCGUUUGCGAGGCAGCACAGCCGCCUGUGUGUUUACAUAUCAGCUUAUCAGUGCAGCUGGAUUUAGCGCAUCUGGAGAGGAUGAAGGCAUUUUGCGGAUGCCCCAAUUGAAAUUGAAAAGGGAUUCUAAUUGCUAUUGGACAUACAUCCACCUUUAGCUCUUAGAUCUGAGCCUGUCUUGUUUGCUGCAUCCCUGUCUCCAUGCUUUUGGAGGCAUUUUGAAUUUCCUUGGCAACAUGGAGCUGCUUGAAUUAGAAUUCUCUGCAUGACAGUCCUGGUUCACAGUAGGAUGGUCUCUGCUGAGGCAGGGGGGCACAGCUACUUAGUGGCGUGCUGGCAGCCCAUCCUCGUCCUGAUGCUGGGCACCGUCCUCUCUGGCUCAACCACCGGAUGCCCUUCCCGAUGUGACUGCAAUGCCCAAGAGCGCUCGGUCGUGUGCCAUCGAAGACGAUUGGCUACUUUCCCUGAAGGCAUCCCCACUGAAACAAAGCUCCUGGAUCUGAGCAAGAAUCGUCUAAAACUUCUUGGGCCAGAGGAAUUUAUCAACUACCCACAGCUGGAGGAGCUGCAGCUAAAUGAAAACACCAUUUCCUCCAUUGAGUCAGGGGCUUUUAGCAACCUCAUGAAUCUACGGAAUCUCGGGUUGCGCAACAACCACCUGAAGCUCAUUCAGCUUGGGGUGUUCACAGGCCUUAAUAACCUUACACAGCUGGAUAUUAGUGAGAAUAAAAUUGUCAUUCUGCUGGACUACAUGUUCCAGGAGCUCUACAACUUGAGGGUACUGGAAGUCGGUGACAAUGACCUCGUUUUCAUUUCACCACGAUCAUUUCAUGGCCUCAGCAAUCUUGAAACCCUCAACAUUGAGGGUUACAAGCUGUCUUCAGUGCCCACUGAUGCCCUGAGCCAUCUGCACAACCUGCUGUCACUUCGAUUACGGUAUCUGAACAUCACUGCCAUUAGGGAUUACUCAUUUAAGCGGCUGUAUAGGCUCAGAGUUCUAGAAAUAUCACAGAUGCCUUCCCUGGAUACCAUGACCCCAAAAUGCUUGUUUGGAAUGAAUCUGACAUCUUUAGCAAUCACUAAUUGUAAUUUCACUUCCAUCCCUUACCAGGCUAUCAGCCACCUAAAUUAUUUACGAUUUCUAAAUCUGUCUUUUAAUCCCAUUCUUACUGUUGAAGGGAACCAACUUCACAAUCUACAAAAGCUCCAGAUUUUUCAUUUGGCUGGUGGCAGAUUAAUUGCCAUUGAGCCUUACUCUUUCCGAGGACUAAAUCAUCUGCACAUUCUCAAUGUUUCUAGUAAUAGAUUGAGCACCCUGGAGGAGUCUGUCUUCCACUCAGUGGGUAAUUUGGAAACUCUGGCUUUGCAUGACAACCCUUUGGCCUGUGACUGUCGCUUGCUCUGGGUUUUCCGCCGGCGGUGGAGGUUAAACUUUAAUAGACAGCAGCCUAUCUGUUCGUCACCUGAUGUUGUGCAGGGAAAGGAGUUCAAGGACUUCCCAGAUAUCCUGCCUUCUGAUUAUUUCAUCUGCCAUAAAUCGAAGAUUGUGGAUAACAAGGUUCAAGAGAGCCAUGUGGAUGAAGGAACUACAGUCAGUUUUACUUGCCAAGCUGAGGGUGAGCCAGCCCCUGUCAUCAUGUGGCUUUCUCCUAAGAAAGAAUACAUCACCACCAAAACUGUGGGGACAAGACUUUCUGUGUCCGAUGAGGGUGGACUAGAGGUUCGUUAUGCCCAAAUCCAAGACAACGGGACCUACUUGUGCAUUGCAAGCAAUGCAGCAGGCAAUGACACCAAAGUUGCUCAUCUUUUUGUGCAUAGCUACUCCCCUAAUUGGCCUCAUCAACCAAACAAGACAUUUGCCUUCAUUUCCAACCAACCCAACGAUGAAGGUGCAAAUGUGACCCGGACCACAAUUCCAUUUCCAUUUGAUGUAAAGACACUAAUCAUUGCAACCACAAUGGGGUUCAUCUCAUUCCUUGGUGUUGUACUCUUCUGUCUAGUAAUUAUUUUCCUCUGGAGCAGAGGGAAGAACAACGCAAAACCAAGUAUAGAGGUUGAGUAUGUGCCACGCAAAGAAGAAGCAGAAGAGGCUAGUCCGGCAGAGACACCCAUACAAUUCAACAUGAAAAUCAUGUGAACCCUAAAAUGUGGUCAAACAGUGUAGAUUUAUGAACUCCAGUUGGGAUACACACUCUUUGCUUCAAAUGUUUAACGGUACUUGUGUGAUAGCAAAUACACAGCUGCAAAAGCAUCUUGAUCCUAUGUACUUACUAUUAUUUUUUUACGAAAAGAACAUGUUGCAUAACUGUAAACACUGUACUGGCAAUACUCUAGUAUGUUAACAUGCACACAUAUACUGUAUUGGAUGCAUGCCUGUAACCAAAUUAAGGUAAUUGUCAAUGAGAACCAAGUGAUACAAAUUCCCACAUAAAUUAACUCAAUAAAUAAUGAUGAUAGAGGAAUACUCUCCUCAUCAGCACAGACUAAGCAAACAUAAAUUCUCUUUCAGAUAUAUAAAGCCUAUUAAACACUGUUUUUGUUAGAUUAAAUGUCCCAUCACAAAAAUAAUAAUAUAAGGGCAUUAUUUUUUUUUUUAAUAAAGCAAGUAUAUCGAAUGGAUGAAUUCUUAAUUUGAGAUUAAGGCCAUGCCAUUUCUAAGAUUGGUCGUAAUACUUUAAAACUGAAUGUCAGCUAAUGACAUUUAAAUAUUUGAAGAAAGUCACAGACUGUGAAGUGGUACGUUCGCCUGGCUUUGGUGCAGGAAGUGUGUGUUCAGUUCCCACUAAGUGACAGUAUGGUUCUGAGUGAGAAUGGUUAUCUGUCUGUCUGGUGUGCGCUAGGACUGACCAGUGACCAGUCCAGGGUGUAGUCCGCCUUUCGCCUGAAGUCAGGUGGGAAAGGCUCCAGCUCCCUGCAUCUCUCAACGGGAUAAGUGAUAUGGAUUAGAAAAUGGAUGGAUGGAUUGCUAUUUGAAGAGAUAAAUACACUAACUUUGUUUUUAUUGACAGCAGCAUAUUCUGAUUAGCCCAUCUAACAACCAUGUGUAUUUGUUUAUUUGUACAUUGUCUGAAUUUUUCAACUGAUGACUGAAGAUGUAUCUGUAAACAAGCUAAUUGUUUUUAAAAUAUUGAAAUUUGUGUUACAUUUAUUCAUCUUUAAUGGUUAAGCAUGAUAAAUAAAAUGGUAAUGUUCCUUAAUCUGGUUACAUUGCAUGAUAAUAAAUAGUGUGCAUGUUAACACGCCAAGAAUUAUAUGAGUACAGUAUGUGAUAUUUUCCGCCAGCAAAGAAAAUAUAUCAGAUGUUUUGACAUGUUCUGAUAAAGGGUGUUUUUUUGUUUCUUUGUUUUCCUUUCUUACAGAUAUUCUUUCAUUGCAAUGGUUUUCAAGGAUGUGGAAUUUAAGCAUAUUAUAUAACUUCAAGAGCAGAUUAUGUAUUCAAGAAAUACAUUUGAUGUACCUUAUUCAAAAGAGAAAGCAAGCAUAUAAGUUCCCAAGAUUUGAUCAAAAAUCAGCAAAUGAGUAGUACAUAAUUAAUUUGAAAGCAAUUAUAAUUUAGUGAUAAAGGUAUAUUGGGAAUAAUAGCAGUGUUUUUUAAAGUGAAUAAAGCUUAAAUCCUCACAGUUGCUAUUAUUUCUAUAAAUGUAAAUACACUAGGAACACUAACAUUCUAAUCCACAACCAAACAUGAAGAAAUGCAUAAAAUGUGUUAUUUAUUUGCAGUACACAGCGUUCAAAAUGAUUAAACAGUACAUAUUGCUGCCGUUGGGCAGAAUCCUCGUAUCUCAAAAACCAAGACUUUUCAGGAAACCCAAAAAACGUCAUGUUAAUAAAACUAUUUUUUUUUUUUUUUUCUAGGGAAGUUUUGUCAUAUGUUGUUUCUCCUGUAUAUUUAGAUAACUGUUAGCAAUCACGGACAGGUUUGAUAAUUAGUUGGCCAAGUGAGCUUGAUUUAAGGAAAAUUACUUAAGGCGAUUGUUCCACAAUAUUAAGCAAGUCAUAGUCAUGCAUAAAUGGGAAAAAAAGAAGGAUCUUUCUGCUGAUGAAAAGUGCAGAAUAGUCCAAUGUCUUGCAGAAGGAAUGAAAAGACUACAUGUCAAAAAAAUCCUUGUACUGUAAUGUUAAAUAAUUUGUGUGUGGCUCAGAGGGCAAACAGGUUUGUUCUGAUAAAGGCGUAUGAUGGAAAGUUUGUCAGGCAAAUUCAUCUUAUUAAAAAACCAACUGUUAAAAAUCAAUUGGGGAGCAGCAAGCAGGCAUUUGAAGCUGCUGGUGUCUUUGGUGUCCCAAGAACGUCUCGUUGCGGGAUCCUCCAAAGUCUUGCAAUCUUGCAUAAAGCUGUAUAUCGGCCAUUACGAAUCAAUCUCACAAGUGGGAUUGCAGUGGGCUCGGAAAUACAGUGCAUGAGAACUAAUUUUCAAAAAUUGUAUUCACUGAAUAAUGCCAUACUAUGGAAUUCUGGCUGGUUGGUGGAUGGCCACCAUAUCCCCAAGGUUGCAACGUCAACGAGGAGGUCGCUGGGUAUGGUUUUGGGAUGGAAUAAUAGGGAGCGAGAUGGUAGGCCCCUUUAGGCCGCCUAAGGUGUCAAAAUGACCUCAGAAAAAAUAUGUAAAGUUUCUAACUAACCAUUUUAUGCCAUGUUAAAGAAGAACCCUGCCCAAACUGAAUAAAAUGGUCAUUAUUGGUAAAAAGGGAGAAAAACUAAUGGUGUGGAGACCUUUAUCCGCUGACCUCAAGGCUUUUGAGACCCUAUGGAACAUCUUUAAUCUAUGAGGAUGCAUGGAAGUAUAACUUCCAAACUCCAACUCUGAGAGCUGUCAUUAGUAAUUAGGGGGACCUAUCCUCGGAAAUACAGUUUCAAAGGAUGAAAGUUAAGUUGAUAUGAAAGAGUGGUGAUUCCUAUGUUAACAUGUACCGGUAUUUAUACAAUAUAUAAAAAUGUAUUUCUAUGUAAUAAGAGAAAUAUGACAGAUUUUUGUUUACAGUUCUUUAUAACCUUUUGUUUGUUUUUAAAUGAUGUGUGCAAUAAUUUGAAACACUAUAUUUUGAGUCAUUUUGAAAAAACAGUAUUGUUGUGGUGGUGGUGGUUUUAGUGAAAAAAAAAAUCCAGAAUAUUAUAAAAAGCAAUAUUUCACCCCAAAAAAAACUGAACCAUUAAGUCCAAUGUUUUAUGUUAGCCACUCUUAUUUUUUUUUCAACUGGCUGCUUAUAGGUCAUUCUUCUGUAGGAGGAACAAAUACCUGUGGGUGAGAUUAAGCUUUUUGUCUCUGGGCAUCAUACAACCCCAAUUUCAAUGAAGUUGGGACGUUGUGUUAAACAUAAAUAAAAACAGAAUACAAUGAUUUGCAAAUCAUGUUCAACCUAUAUUUAAUUGAAUACAUUAUAAAGACAAGAUAUUUAAUGUUCAAACUGAUCAACUUUAUCGUUUUUAGCAAAUAAUCAUUAACUUGGAAUUUUAUGGCUGCAACACGUUCCAAAAAAGCUGGGACACGGUCAUGUUUACCACUGUUACAUCACCUUUUCUUUUAACAACAUUCAAUAAAAGUUUGGGAACUGAGGACACUAAUUGUUGAAGCUUUGGUCUCCAUUGUCUUCAUAAUGCGCUACACAUUUUCAAUGGGAGACAGGUCUGGAGUGCAGGCAGGCCAGUAGAGUACCUGCACUCUUUUACUACGAAGCGACGCUGUUGUAACGCGUGCAGAAUGUGGUUUGGCAUUGUCUUGCUGAAAUAAGCAGGGGCGUCCAUGAAAAAGACGUUGCUUGGAUGGCAGCAUAUGUUUCUCCAAAACCUGUAUGUACCUUUCAGCAUUAAUGGUGCUUUCACAUGUGUAAGUUACCCAUGCCAUUGGCACUAAGACAGCCCCAUACCAUCACAGAUGCUGGCUUUUGAACUUUGCGUCCAUAACAGUCCGGAUGGUUCUUUUCCUCUUUGGUCUGGAGGAGACGACGGCCACAAUUCCCAAAAACAAUUUGAAAUGUGGACUCGUCGGACCACAGAACACUUUUCCACUUUGCAUCAGUCCAUCUUAGAUGAGCUCGGGCCCAGAGAAGCUGGCGGCGUUUCUGGGUGUUGUUGAUAAAUGGCUUUUGCUUUGCAUAGUAGAGUUUGAAGUUGCACUUACAGAUGUAGUGCCGAACUGUAUUUACUGACAUUAGUUUUCUGAAGUGUUCCUGAGCCCAUGCGGUGAUAUCCUUUACACAUUGAUGUCGUUUUUUUAUGCAGUGCCGCCUCAGGGAUCGAAGGUCGCGGGCAUUCAAUGUUGGUUUUCGGCCUUGCCACUUACAUGCAGUGAUUUCUCCAGAUUCUCUGAACCUUUUGAUGAUAUUAUGGACCAUAGAUGAUGAAAUCCCUAAAUUCCUUGCAAUUGUACGUUGAGGAACAUUGUCCUGAAACUCUUCAACUAUUUUCUCAUGCACUUGUUCACAAAGAGGUGAACCUCGCCCCAUCUUUGCUUGUGAAUGACUGAGCAAUUCAGAGAAGCUCCUUUAAUACCCAAUCAUGGCACCCACCUGUUCCCAAUUAGCCUGUUCACCUGUGGGAUGUUCCAAACAGGUGUUUGAUGAGCAUUCCUCAACUUUCUCAGUCUUUUUUGCCACCCGUCCCAGCUUUUUUGGAACGUGUUGCAGCCAUAAAAUUCUAAGAUAAUGAUUAUUUGCUAAAAACAAUAACGUUUAUCAGUUUGAACAUUAAAUAUCUUGUCUUUGUAGUUUAUUCAAUUAAAUGUAGGUCGAACAUGAUUUGCAAAUCAUUGUAUUCUCUUUUUAUUUAUGUUUAACACAACGUCCCAACUUCAUUGGAAUUGGGGUUGUAUUUUGCUGCACAAUGCCUUGGUAAUCUUGAGAUUUUAUUGUACCCACCACAGGUUGAAGAUACACACUGUCAGAUGCAGCAAAGCAACCAUGUUGACUGAAAUAUCUUGAAACUGAUGAGACUGGAAAUUGCCAAAACACAUAUUGACAAGUGAUAAAUGUUUUGGGUGAAUAUACUUUCAAAAAAUGAGACAAAACGGGAGCUUUUUUUUUUCUUUUUAGCAAUUUCUGUCAGGUCUAUGUUUACAGACACCGAAAAAAAAUAAACAUACAAACAGAAGGACACUGUGGCAGCUGUAAAAUCAUGGAGGAGGCUCGAUUGUGUUCCGGUGCUACUAUGCCGCAUCCGGUCUUUAAAUUGUGCAGGGUACAAUAAAAUAUCAAGGCAUUCUGGAACAAAAUGAGCUGACAAGUGUGAGAAGGCUUGGGCUCAGCAGGUCAUGAGUCGUCCAAUAGGAUAAUGACCCAAAUACUGUACAAUGCUAAAAAUAAAUAAUGACUAAGAACAAAAAAUCAGACUAUUCUAAAGAGCCCUGACCUAAAUCACAUUCAACAUCUGUGGAAGCAGCUGAAACAUGCAGUAUGAAGAUGGCAUCCUUCACACCUGAGAUAGCUUGACCAGUUUGCUCAUGAAGGGUGGGCCAAAAUAAUGGUCAACAGAUGCAAAAAUCACACAUUGAGAAUCACAUAUUCAUUUGAUGGCUGUGCUUGACUCACUUAGGGGUACCAUAAUUUUUUUUCCAGCUCAUUUGAAAAAUAAUUAUCGCCUGUUUUUUUUGUUUUUUGGUGAACUUUUAAAAUUAUUAUUUCUUUUUUGUCAGUUUCAAGUUAUUUCAGUGACCAUAGUGUUUUUUCUUUUCUUUAACAGAAGUGUACCAAGGGUUUUUGUAUAACCACUGUUUAUGAGAAAUAUGUCACACCUGUUUUGCAUAGAGUGAACUGGUAUACCAGUCCAGGACGAGUGAACAACAUCCCUCUGCAUUACUUGAAGAAGGCUAUGAGAAACCAAAUUGUCAGCCGGAAGCCCCUGCAAAAUCCAAUUGUUGAAAAUCGACAAAAUGUUAGCAUUUCCGAAAGACAUUGACUGGCCUAAAGAGAAAUGUUUUGUGAGCUCUUGACAGUAAAAUUGUUCUUUUUGGGUCUGGGGCCCUCAGGCAGAUUGUCAAAAGACCUGCAAUCGUAUAUGGCAAUGUUUCUCAAACUACGGUUUGGGCCUUUUUGUUGGACACCAUCCAUCCCUCCAUUUUCUGAGCCGCUUCUCCUCACUAGGGUCGCGGGCGUGCUGGAGCCUAUCCUAGCUGUCAUCGGGCAGGAGGCGGGGUACACCCUGAACUGGUUGCCAGCCAAUCGCAGGGCACAUAGGAACAAACAACCAUUCACACUCACAGUCAUGCCUACGGGCAAUUUUAGAGUCUCCAAUUAAUGCAUGUUUUUGGGAUGUGGGAGGAAACCGGAGUACCCGGAGAAAACCCACGCAGGCACGGUGAGAACAUGCAAACUCCACACAGGCGGGGCCGGGGAUUGAACCCGGGUCCUCAGAACUGUGAGGCUGACGCUCUAACCAGUCGCCCACCGUGCCGCCUGUUGGACACCAGUGACCAUGUAUUUGAGCAGGGCCGGCCCGCCCACAGGGCGAGGUUAGCAAAUGCUUGGGGCGCCGCGGCCUCAAGGGGGCGCCAAAUUAUGUUGUGAAAACAAUGUUUCAUUUUGAUUUUGUUUGAAUUGUUUGGUGGAAACAAAUAUUUUUGCGGGGUAAAUUCAUCUUCAGUACAAUUAUAUUAAAAUGAAAUUAGAAUUAAAUUAAUAUAAACAAUUAAAUAAAGAAGAGGAACAUGGUGAACUAUGUACAGUACUUUGGAAUCAGCUCACCUCGAGGCUCUCUUGUUCCCGUUUCGCCCACAAUGUGCAGAGCGAUGCAUUCAAAGCCCCUCAGAAUUAACAGCUCUGAGCAUAAAGGAAUACUUCUUUCUCUCGCACCCCCCCCCCCCCCC
Phyllopteryx taeniolatus (common seadragon) is the source of this 8803-nucleotide messenger RNA. RefSeq names its product leucine rich repeat and Ig domain containing 1b (gene lingo1b). Bases 274 to 2145 code for a protein of 623 amino acids. Gene Ontology annotation, molecular function: protein binding. The record is from RefSeq and is a predicted model, not a curated record. The transcript is spliced from 2 exons. Lineage: Eukaryota; Metazoa; Chordata; Actinopteri; Syngnathiformes; Syngnathidae.